Messenger RNA from Pogoniulus pusillus (Red-fronted tinkerbird), 6800 nucleotides. It is a transcript of the gene SLC38A7, whose product is annotated as solute carrier family 38 member 7. The transcript has 11 exons. The record is from RefSeq and is a predicted model, not a curated record. Gene Ontology annotation, molecular function: L-glutamine transmembrane transporter activity; L-asparagine transmembrane transporter activity. Gene Ontology annotation, biological process: amino acid transmembrane transport. NCBI's taxonomy places the organism in Eukaryota, Metazoa, Chordata, Aves, Piciformes, Lybiidae. Bases 260 to 1648 code for a protein of 462 amino acids.
GGGGCUGGAGCCGGCGCUCACCGCCCGCGGAGCGGGGCUGGGGCCGUGGCUAGGGCCGGGGCUAGCGCUGGAGCGGGCUGUCGCCUCCCGGAGCAGCGGAGUGCCCGACCCCUUGUGCCGCCCGGCUGCCAUCCUGCCCGCUUGCCGCUCUCGCACCUGAUGGAGCCAGCCCUGGCACAAGCCCCCCCUCGAGGCAGCCGCCUGCGCCCACCGCGGCAGCCUUAGCGGGUGUGGGUGUGUGCCACCUGGGGCGGGCACCAUGGCUCAGGGCCGCGGCAGCAUCAACAGCGACGGCAGGGACUGGGAGUGGAGCGGCGACGCCGGGGAGCGAGCCCGGCUCCUGCAGAGCCCCAGCGUGGAGACCCUGCCAAAGGACGGCGAGAGCCGAGGCAGCGGCCCGGGGGCCACAUCUGCGCUGGGAGCCGUCUGCAUCGUGGUCAACGCUGCCCUGGGCGCUGGGCUGCUCAACUUCCCUGCUGCCUUCAGCACGGCUGGCGGCGUGGCCGCGGGCAUCGCGCUGCAGAUGUGCAUGCUGAUCUUCAUCAUCGGAGGCUUGGUGAUCCUGGCCUACUGCUCCCAGGCCAGCAACGAGCGCACCUACCAGGAGGUGGUGUGGGCAGUGUGUGGCAGGGUGCCAGGCGUGCUCUGCGAGGUGGCCAUCGCCGUCUACACCUUCGGCACCUGCAUCGCCUUCCUCAUCAUCAUUGGAGACCAGGAGGACAAGAUCAUUGCUGCUCUGCUGAGGGAGCCUGAGGGAGCUGGGGCCAGGCACUGGUACAUGGAUCGCAAGUUCACCAUCAGCAUCACCGCCCUGCUGCUCAUCCUGCCCCUCUCCAUCCCCAGGGAGAUUGGCUUCCAGAAGUAUGCCAGCUCCCUCAGUGUGAUUGGCACCUGGUAUGUCACAGCAGUCAUCAUCAUCAAGUACAUCUGGCCUGACAAGGAGCUGGUGCCUGUGGAGAUCCCCACCAGUCCCUCCAGCUGGACAGCCAUCUUCAAUGCCAUGCCCACCAUCUGCUUUGGCUUCCAGUGCCACGUCAGCAGUGUGCCAGUCUUCAACAGCAUGAAGCAGCCAGAGGUGAAGACCUGGGGGGCAGUGGUGACAGCAGCCAUGGUGAUUGCCCUCUUCGUCUACACAGGCACUGGUGUCUGUGGCUUCCUGACCUUCGGAGCCAGCGUGGAGCAGGACGUGUUGCUGUCCUACCCCUCCGACGACAUCCCCAUCGCCCUGGCCCGAGCCUUCAUCAUCCUCUGCGUGCUGACCUCCUACCCGAUCCUGCACUUCUGCGGGCGGGCCGUGCUGGAGGGGCUGUGGCUGCGCUACACCGGCGUGACGGUGGAGGAGGACGUGCGGCGGGAGCGGCGGCGCCGCCUGCUGCAGACUGCCACCUGGUUCCUCCUCACCCUCCUGCUGGCCCUCUUCAUCCCCGACAUCGGCAAGGUCAUCUCCGUCAUCGGGGGCUUGGCUGCCUGCUUCAUCUUCGUCUUCCCGGGGCUCUGCCUGAUCCAAGCCAAGCUCUCUGAGAUCCAAGAAACCAGGGCAGUCAGCUGGUGGGGCUACGUCAGCUACGGCGUCUUCAUGGUCACCCUGGGAGCCUUCAUCUUUGGACAGACCACUGCCAAUGCCAUCUUCGUGGAUCUCACAGCCUGACUCCUCCUGCAGGCCGGACUGAGGAUGCCAAGGGGGAUGCAGGUUUCCCCUAGGAGCCAAGGGAAGCAGGGAGGAGCCGCCUGGGUGCCUUGGGAAGAUGCAGGAGGAGCGUUGUCAUCUGGGCUGAAGGAGCCUGAAGCUGUCCUAGGGCAGCAGGCAGGCUUCUUCUCUCAGCCCUGACCCCUUGCUGGAGCCAGAGCAUCACUACAAGGAGACCUGGAACCCAGGUCAAGCCCUUUCUGUUCCUCCAGGGUAGACAUCACUACCAUGGCUGAGGUUCCUGAAGGCAGGAUGCUGGCACCCCUGUGCUGGUGGAGCUCCUCCACAGCUUCAAAUCCUCCUUCAGCACCCCUGUGCUGGUGGAGCUCCUCCACAGCUUCAAAUCCUCCUUCAGCACCCCUGUGCUGGUGAAGCUCCUCCACAGCUUCAGCUCCUCCUCCCAGCACCCCUGUGCUGGUGGAGCUCCUCCACAGCUUCAGCUCCUCCUCCAACACCCCUGUGCUGGUGGAGCUCCUCCACAGCUUCAAAUCCUCCUCCCAGCACCCCUGUGCUGGUGGAGCUCCUCCACAGCUUCAGCUCCUCCUCCAGCACCCCUGUGCUGGUGGAGCUCCUCCACAGCUUCUGCUCCUCCUCCCAGCACCCCUGUGCUCAUGGAGCUCCUCCACAGCUUCAGCUCCUCCUCCCAACACCCCUGUGCUGGUGAAGCUCCUCCACAGCUUCAGCUCCUCCUCCCAGCACCCCUGUGCUGGUGGAGCUCCUCCACAGCUUCAGCUCCUCCUCCAACACCCCUGUGCUGGUGGAGCUCCUCCACAGCUUCAAAUCCUCCUCCCAGCACCCCUGUGCUGGUGGAGCUCCUCCACAGCUUCAGCUCCUCCUCCAGCACCCCUGUGCUGGUGGAGCUCCUCCACAGCUUCAGCUCCUCCUCCCAGCAUCCCUGUGCUGGUGGAGCUCCUCCACAGCUUCAGCUCCUCCUCCAACACCCCUGUGCUGGUGGAGCUCCUCCACAGCUUCUGCUCCUCCUCCAGCAUCCCUGUGCUGGUGGAGCUCCUCCACAGCUUCAGCUCCUCCUCCAGCAUCCCUGUGCUGGUGGAGCUCCUCCACAGCUUCAGCUCCUCCUCUAGCACCCCUGUGCUGGUGGAGCUCCUCCACAGCUUCAAAUCCUCCUCCAGCACCCCUGUGCUGGUGGAGCUCCUCCACAGCUUCAGCUCCUCCUCCAACACCCCUGUGCUGGUGGAGCUCCUCCACAGCUUCUGCUCCUCCUCCAGCAUCCCUGUGCUGGUGGAGCUCCUCCACAGCUUCAGCUCCUCCUCCAGCAUCCCUGUGCUGGUGGAGCUCCUCCACAGCUUCAGCUCCUCCUCUAGCACCCCUGUGCUGGUGGAGCUCCUCCACAGCUUCAAAUCCUCCUCCAGCACCCCUGUGCUGGUGGAGCUCCUCCACAGCUUCUGCUCCUCCUCCAACACCCCUGUGCUCAUGGAGCUCCUCCACAGCUUCAAAUCCUCCUCCCAACACCCCUGUGCUGGUGGAGCUCCUCCACAGCUUCAGCUCCUCCUCCAGCACCCCUGUGCUCAUGGAGCUCCUUCACAGCUUCUGCUCCUCCUCCCAGUGCCCCUGUGCUGGUGGAGCUCCUCCACAGCUUCUGCUCCUCCUCCAGCACCCCUGUGCUGGUGGAGCUCCUCCACAGCUUCAGCUCCUCCUCCCAACACCCCUGUGCUGGUGGAGCUCCUCCACAGCUUCAGCUCCUCCUCCCAACACCCCUGUGCUGGUGGAGCUCCUCCACAGCUUCAAAUCCUCCUCGCAGCACCCCUGUGCUGGUGGAGCUCCUCCACAGCUUCAGCUCCUCCUCCCAGCACCCCUGUGCUGGUGGAGCUCCUCCACAGCUUUAACUCCUUCAGCUGGCAGCCCUGGAGGGAAGGAGCCUGCCUUGCAUAAAGGGAACUCAUAACCAUGUCCAUCAGGCAGGCUGACAUCCAUCCCCGUGGUCCCCUUCUCUGCCAGUGCUCUCUGCUGUCCCACUGCUCAUCUCGCCUCUCUCCUGCCCUUACUCCUACUUCUCCCUCUGCCUGGGCUGCACUUUCUGUGCCAAAGUGGGACCAAGGUUUGUUUUGUGGAGGGUCAGGAUGCCCCCAGGGCAGUGAGCCACCAGUGCAAUGUUUCCCCAGCCAGGGUUUGCUCACACAGCUAGGAAGGUGCUGUGGCCACAUCACAGGCUCACAGGAUGUCAGGGGCUGCAAAGGUCACCCAGCCCAACCCCCCCUGCCAGAGCAGGGCCACACAAUCCAGCUCAGGGCACACAGGAACACAUCCAGACAGGGCUGGGAAGGCUCCAGGGAAGGAGGCUCCACAGCCUCUCUGGGCAGCCUGUGCCAGGCUCUGGGACCCUUCCAGCCAAGAAGUUGCCCUUGUGCUGAGCUGAACCUCCUGUGCUGCAGCUUCCAUCCACUGCUGCUUGGCCUAGCCCAGGGAGCAGUGAGCAGAGCCUGUGUGUCCCCUCCCCCUCCUGCCCCCAGCCCUCAGAGAGUUGCAGACAUUGAUCCAAUCCCCUCUCAGUCUUCUCACAGCCUUCAGCUGUAUCAGCCCAGCCUCCCAGUUUGGUGUCCUCAGCAAACAUGCUGACCUGCUGGAGACACUCCCCUAGAGCAAAGCUUCUCUUCUACAUUCCAGUCCUGUUUUUCCAGGGGGUGUCCAAGGAAUGGGACUGGGCCAGGAUUUGAAGGGAUGCUUUGGGACAAAAGCAGUCAGUGCUGGUCUGGUUUACAUCCUUCCUUUGGUCAUUGCAUCCCUCCCUUGGUCAUUGCAUCCUUCCCUUGGUCAUUACAUCCCUCCCUUGGUCAUUGCAUCCCUCCCUUGGUCAUUGCAUCCCUCCCUUGGUCAUUGCAUCCCUCCCUUGGUCAUUGCAUCCCUCCCUUGGUCACUGCAUCCCUCCCUUGGUCACUGCAUCCCUCCCUUGGGCAUUGCAUCCCUCCCUUGGUCACUGCAUCCCUCCCUUGGGCAUUGCAUCCUUCCCUUGGGCAUUGCAUUCUUCCCUUGGGCAUUGCAUCCCUCCCUUGGGCAUUGCAUCCUUCCCUUGGGCAUUGCAUCCCUCCCUUGGGCAUUGCAUUCUUCCCUUGGGCAUUGUAUCCCUCCCUUGGGCAUUGCAUCCUUCCCUUGGGCAUUGCAUCCUUCCCUUGGGCAUUGCAUCCUUCCCUUGGGCAUUGCAUCCCUCCCUUGGGCAUUGCAUCCUUCCCUUGGGCAUUGCAUCCCUCCCUUGGUCACUGCAUCCCUCCCUUGGGCAUUACAUCCCUCCCUUGGUCACUGCAUCCCUCCCUUGGGCAUUUGCACUCUGCAGCUGCUGUGGCUCUGGGCUGUCUCUCCAUUGCCUCUAAGGAUGAUGUGGAAGGGUUGAGCAGUUCCUCCCAGCUGCAGCUUUUGUUGGGGCAGUUAAAUGGCCACAGCAAACUGCUCCUCUUCAGUCUUUGGGUUCUCUUGUUCCUUGCUUGACUUCUGAAACCCUGGGAGAGGGGGAGGAAUUUGUGUCACUCUCUCUGUGAUGAGUGUCCAGCCCAGCUCUGAAGCACCUGGCUUUGCCUUUCCUGCCCCUCCUCGAAGGAGCAGGUCCAGAGAAGGGCAGCAAAGCUGGGGAAGGGUCUGGAGAACAGGGCUGGGCAGGAGCAGCUGAGGGAGCUGGGGGUGUUUGGAGAAGAGGAUGCUGAGGGGAGACCUUUUGGAUCUCUACAACUCCCUGGAAGAAGGUUGGAGCCAGGUGGGGUUGGGCUCUACUCCUAAGGACAAGUGAUAGGACAAGAGGAAUCAGCCUCAGGUUGCACCAAGGGAGGUGCAGAUGAGGAACAAUUUCUUCCCCUUGAGGGCUGUCAGGGCCUGGCCCAAGCUGCCCAGGGCAGUGCUGCAGUCCCCAUCCCUGGAGGGGUUUCAGAGCCAUGGAGAUGUGGUGCUGAGGGUGGUGCCCUGGCAGUGCUGGGUUCAGGCUUGGACUUGCAGAUCUCAACAAAGGUCUCUUCCAACCAAAACGAUUCUGUGGCAUUCUGGAAGCAGCCCAGGCUCUGGUGGAGGCAAGGUGAAAACCAUGGCAUGCUCCUGCACUUUCCCCCUGGCCCUCUCCCUCUGUGCCCAGCAGCAGUGGGUGGGAGGACAGCCUCUGAGUACCUCUGUCCCUACCAAACUUGGCUGUGUGCAAAGGGAGACCUUCCUGCCACUGCUGCUUGGGGCAAGAGAGGGAAAGGCAGAUGGAGAGAGGAGGCAGGAAAGCUCCAAGCACAGCAUGGAUGUUUGAGGGUCCCUGCCAAGGCAUGAGUCCUUCCUUGCUCUCCCAAGGUACCUCCAACCUCCAUGCCCCUAAGUGUUGGCAAAUCAGGCUCUGGUAAGCCCUCCCAACUCCCCUGACCAUUCAGAGUGGAGAGGAGGAAGAAAUGUUGGGCACUGAGGGUGCUGAGAGCCUGGCCCAGGUUGCCCCAGGGAGGUGGGAGAUGAUGCCUCAUGCCUGGAAGCUUUCCAGGUGAGGUUGUUUGGGGCUGUGAGCAACCUGCUCCAGCUGCUGAGUGCCCUGAGGUUGGGCUGGAUUGAGCUUUAAAGGUCCUUUUCAACUCAAACCAUUCCAUGAUUCUCUGGCACUGGCUGCCUCCCAAGCCCCUUCAACCCCAGCCCCCACCUGAGAGCAGCUGCUGGGGCAGCCCUUGGCAGAACUAAAGAGGUGCCCACCCUACCAUCAGCUCUCCCUGCAGCCCACCCCUCCUGGAUGUGGUGCCCACAGGGCCACCUUCCCUGCAGCCCUGUGCUUGGAGGCUCAGCAGAUGCCAAUGCCAAGGUGCCUUUCAGUGCCCAUCCUUUGUCAAGGUGGAGGGGGUUUGAGGGGUGUUUGUGGCUCUGGCUUCCCUGAAGGUGCCCAGAGCAGCAGGAGGAGGUCCCAGAGGCAAAGCAAAAGCAGGCAUGGACAGGGUCCUACAUCCUUUUGGUUGUCACCUGAGGAGCCACAACCUUCAUCCUCCCAGGGGGUCCUUGUGGCUGUGGGCAGUAGGGUAUGAAGGUGCUGUGGGCACCUCUGUGCUUGCCUUACUGCUGCCCUGGCUGUUUACAGACAGUGACCUUUGGAACUGUAUUUUCUACCUGCAGGAGGUGGAGGGAACCUGGACUCAAUAAAGUGAUGUUCGUGGUGCGUGUA